AUGGCAAAGUUCACUGCAUUUGAUGACCACUGUGAUGCGUCCGCUGUGCUGUCGUUGCUCAAUCGUGUUCCAGUUUUCUCCGUAGCUAUACAGGCUGCGGCCGAUAAAGUCAGAGUGGCACGAAAUGACUGGGCACAUUGCGUCUUCAGUAAGUGGGAUGUGGCCAAGUUUCAUCAAACUUUCGUUGAAAUGGAACAACUUGUAAAAGAGUUGAAGCUACCUGCUGCAGAUGACGGAAAACUUCGAACAGAAUUAAAAGACUGGGAAAGCAGAGGUAUUAAGGAUGUUAUAAAUGUGUUUGCUUCGUUACAAAUCGUCAUCGAAUUACACUUAUCCUCUAAUUUGAUCUUACAAUUCAUUUAUAUUACUCUGAUUAAGAUGUUUCGAAAUCAACGUUACUUCAUUGACUAGUGAUUUAACGUCACCUUUCAUAGUGUGGUUCACGGUCGAUUAAGAAGUCAGCAAUUUUUGUGACUGAAUGAAGGGGUAAGCUUUUAAAGAAACUGGUACUGUGUUGGUGGGGGGUGUCACAAGGUAACUAGGUUUUACUUAGCAACUUAGCUGAUAGAAUCAAAUUUUAUAAGUGUUGUUUAAUUCUCAUUUCCUUAGGUACACAUAUAUGCAUGAAUUCUCCUGUGGAUCCAGUAUUGCUCCAACUGCUUCAACAAAAGUUUAACUCUCUUCAAGAUGACGUAAAGAAAAUGUCUGAAGGCUGCAGAGAAGAAAAGAACAAAGUCCAAGAUGCCCUUCACAAUUUUGCCAGUGAUAUCGAAGAUUGGAAACAAAGGGUUGAAGAAUUAGAGAGUGGCCAACAGAACACGGCACGCCAAGCGGAGUUGACGGAAAGCAGAGUUGAUAAUCUUGAAGACAGGAUUGGUGUUGUUGAAGCAAAACUCGAAGGUAAUUAUAUGACGUCACUCUCAAGCUAAAAUAUUACAUCGUAUACUCUUAAUCGGCCAAUAUUUCAAGAAAACUAAAGAAUAUCCAUUAUGUAAUAUGGUGGAAUUUUCCUCCAAGGGAUAAUUUUAAAAGAAACAACAAGAAAGGUAACUGGAUGUUAUGUUAAAUGAGAAAGUGUAUAGAAAUAUUAAGGCCGGUGAGAGGAAACGAAAGCAGUAAAACAAGAGGACGACAGUUUGUGCUUCAACGUAUUUCAUAAAGGGCUGGAAAAAAUUUUAAAGAGUCUUUUUCUGUUUUCCACAGAGGUUCUAACCUCACUCCGCGAGCCUCACCUUCCGGAGGAAGGCAAACACUUCAUUGGUCGAAAAGCAGAAUGUGAAGAGAUCAUCAAUAACUUGACUUCGGUAUCGGCAGGAAUUGUUGGGAUCUACGGUCCUCCUGGAUUUGGAAAAUCUCAGGUUGCAAUAGCAGUCGGAAAUGAGCUCAAGCGCCAAGAAAAGAGCGUUUAUCACUUUGAGCUAAGUAAAAUUAGAACAUGUGACGAACUAUUGUCAAAGUUUCUGUACUAUAUCCAUCUAUCGCCUCACGAUAGUUUUUUUACUCAGCAUUUAAAGCCAAUUGAUCUGUUUUGUAGAACAAUUGAAAAUGUUAGCGACAAUUUGUACUUUAUCCUUGACGAUAUGGAUAAUUUACUUCAACCGAAUGUUCGGGAUGAUGUUGCUGGUCUAUUGAAGGAAAUUCUCACAAAAUGUCCUAAAAUGACGUUCAUUGUCACUUCUCGAGAAUCUCUCACUCUCCAUUUGGAAUUCUUUCAUCCAGAAGUUUUCAGAGUGGGUUCGCUCAAUAAAAUUCAUUCACAAGAAUUAGUCAAAAAAUUGAUCCCCAAAGCUACCGACUACCAAAGUAAGAAAAUAUCGGAUUUAUGUGAAAAUAUGCCAUUUGCCAUCCUGCUUUUGUGCAAAUCUAUUCUCAAAAGUGACAGGCUUUUGAAAAGUGCCAUCACUGAUUUUAAAAGAUCGAUCGAGAGUGGUUUAGAAAGCUUGCAUAAACCAGAGGAUGUCAGAAACUCGAGACUGAUGGGAAUCUUCGAAUCCUCCUUCCAAAGACUCACUCUGCAAAGUGACAAAGAUGCCAUCGUGGCCUUGUCUACCAUUCCUCAGAGCUUUGACGAGAACCUUGCCGCAGCCGUCUUGGGGUUGGACGAGUCCAAAACCAGCAAUGUUCUAAAAAGGCUUCACCGUAGAUCACUCCUCGAAAGAAACUGUGGCUUAUUUAAAAUGAAUAAACUUCUUGCAUCAUUUGCAAGGGCUAAAGGAGAACUGAAAGAAAUGAAUGCACUGUUUCUUGACGCCAAAACUCGAUUUUGUAAUCAUAAUAUUUCCUUACUCGGUAAGCUAAGCGACGAUUUUCUUUCUGAAAAUGCUGAGUCCAAGUCAGCUGCACAUGAGAUUUUCUAUAAAGAGAAGCAGAAUAUCGUGUCAAGUUUGACCGACGGCUGCUCCUUGAACGACAAUACAAGAAACCAGGCUUUUGAUGUGUUAUCAAAAGUUGAGCUGUUUCUGGACACAAUUUUAUGGAGAGAUAGUGCUACUUUUAACAAGAUCUAUGACCAGGCAAUGGCGGAAGCAGAGGAGUGUGGAGACAGGGCGGCUUUUAACCGGAUGGUAGUUGCGAAGGCGUUCAGUGAAGUAACUUGGAACUCAACAGAAGCAAAGACAAUGCAGCUGCUACCAAGCCUAUUAAAAGAGACGCAGCUGUCCAACUUUUCAGACGUAGAAAGAGGAAAGUGCGCCUGUUAUUUUGGAAUUUAUCGGCUCGUAAAUGGUAACAUCGAGAGAGGUAUCGAACUUCUAGAGUUCUCAUUGUCCAAGUGGAAGGGUACCACAGAUCCACUGCUGAAGAUUCUAGAAGUUCUUAGUUCCCAGAUCUUGUCUCUGAUUUAUGAAAGCACGAACGACAUUAAAAGGGCCGUGGACUUUUACCAAAAUGCUGAAGAGCAGUGCAAAAAUGUGGGAGGCCGAAGUCUUUUGUUUGUCCCUGAAAUAAUGGCUAAGUACAAGAGUACUUCCCAGGAGAAAAUGCGGAAAGACGACAACCAUUCCCGCAGUCAGCCUCUUGAAAUUAUGAUAUAUUUAAUCAUCGUUAAAGCAACCAAAACUUUCGUUUCUACCAGUAAAAUAGAACAGUUUCAGACCAAUAUUCAUCGAUUACUUGAACAAGAGAGUGUCGAAGACACGUCUUCAGGUUACAAAAUAAGUAUGAUGUAUUUUCAUCAGUUUGUUGUGGAAAUACUAGCUCACAUGGGUAAUUGCCAAGAAGCAAAAAAAAUUGUUCAAAUAGAGAUCGCCCGUAUGGAAGAAGUCCAGAAAAGAAUAUCAGAUCAAGAUUCUUCACACCAGGAAUAUAAGGAUGUCACUGAAGCAUUAGCAAAAAGCUAUUCCAUCCUUGCUGUAUUUCAAUUCCGUGAAAGUGAAUAUGAAGAUAGUCUUCAAUCCUACCAUCGCGCACUCGAACUUACUCUAAAAAUAUUUGACAGAAACCAUGGAAAUGCAGCUGCCAUUUACCACGAGUUAGGUGUCGUUCUGAGAACCUUGAAGAAUUACAGUCAAGCCCUUGAAUAUCAACAGCAGGCCCUUGAUGCUCAUAUCAGUUCUGAUGCUAAUUCCUCCAAGACAGCUAACAGCUAUCAUGAGCUGGGUGUGACACAGUGUUACAUUGGCGAGUAUUCAGCUGCUCUAGAGUCCCAUCAAAGAGCACUUCAUAUCAGAUUGAAGAAUCAUGGAGACCAUCAUAGGGAUACUGGUAGAAGCUACUAUGAAUUGGGAAUCACGCAGUGGUACUUGGAAAAGUACGAAGAUGCCCUCUCCUCUCACAAGGACGCAAACAGGAUUUCGAUCGAAGUAUUAGGAAAGCAAAAUAGAGAAACAGCAGACAGCUAUCACGAGCUCGGAAAGACGUACUUUUGCUUGAAAAAGUACCGUGAAGCGUCCCGAUCACACCAACACGCUUUACACAUAAGACAGAAACUGCUCGGCGACGAACAUGUCGACACUGCUAACAGUUACUAUGAACUUGGAGUCUCGCAUUUUAAACUGAAUCAGUAUGACCUGGCACAUAAAAAUCACCAACGCGCCUUAAACAUACGGCAAGGACAAGCCAGAGACGAAGAAAUUGCGAGAAGUUACCAUUAUCUAGGACGUGUGCAGUACAAGGAAUUAGAGUAUAGUCAAGCCAUCCAGUCACACAAGAAUGCAGUCCUCCUCAGAAAACGCGUGUUUGGAGAAAAUCAUCCAGAAACAGCGGAGAGUUAUUAUGAAUGGGGAAAAACUUCUUUUCACGAGGAAGACCUCGCUAAGGCUUUGGCGCUACUAGAGCGUUCCCUUGCCAUCAGCGAGUCGGAAAUGGGUAAGGAUCAUGAAAAAACAGGAGAUCAUUUGUACCAGCUAGGUCUUGUGCAGUGGAAAAUCCAACGCCUGGAAGAAUCUCUCAGUACGCAUCAACGCGCACUUGACAUAAGACUUAAGCACUUAGGUCGGUAUCACAACAAAACAGCCAAGAGUCUCUACCAACUAGGAUUGAUAUACAACAGUCUGGGCCGUUUUAACCGUGCUGCUAAUUCACAUGUACAAGCACGAAGAAUUAGAAAUGAGACAUUGGACAAUUUACAUACAGAAACUGCGAGAAGUUACCUUGAAGAAGGUGCCAGUCACUUCAAGAGGGGGGACUAUCACUCUGCUCAAGAGGCACUACAGUUUGUUGUUAACAUAACGAUAGAGUUACUGACCAACGAUAUAAAAGAGUUGGCUGGCUUGCCCCAUGACAAGCAAGUGAAGAAUUUGCUUAAGAUAGAUCACCAAUCAGGUUUACGUUUCUACCAAAGAGUGUCAAGAAUGCACCAGAAGCGCCUGGCACAUCUUCAAUCAAACAAUCAUUCACUUGAAGGGAAAUUGCAAGAGCUAAAAAACACUCUUGCCAAUAUCGCCGGCAUUUGCAAUAACGUGGGAAUAGAAGAAUACCUGACGGUGAGUGUGAACGAUUCCACAAAAGCCCUGAAUUUAUUCAAAAGAGCACUGGACAUUGGACUUCAGUUGUUUGGGGAUAACCACUCAGUUACUGCCGUUAGCUAUUUUAACAUUGGACGCGUAGAGGGUGAUAUGGGAAGGUUUUCGCACGCGCUUGAAGCACAUCAACGAGCAUUGUACAUCAGACUUAAGGUAUUUGGAGAAACCCACCAAAAAACAGCUGAUAGCUACGAAGAUCUAGGAUAUGUUCAGCUAAGAAUGAAUAACUUUACGUCCGCACUUGAAUCAUUUGAACGUACGCUGAGCAUAAGAUUAAAAUCAAAUGGAGAAAACCACGAAAGCACAGCCGCUAUUCAUAACAACAUCGGAACUGCAUUUGAAGGUGUAAAUGAUUUAAAGUCUGCGCUUGAAUCGUACCUGCGUGCACUGGACAUUUACGAGAAGUUGUAUGGAGAAAAUCACCCAAAGAAAGCUGACAUCCUCCACAACAUAGGCACCAUUCAUCUGAAAACGAAAAACUUUACGUCCGCCCUUGAACUAUUCCAAUAUUCACUGAACGCAAAAUUAGAAUUUUUUGAAGAAAGCCAUCCAGAUACAGCCAAAAUCUAUUAUAACAUUGGAAACGCACAAAAGGAAUUACAGAAUCUAGUGUCUGCGCUCGAAUCACAUCAGCGUGCACUGAACAUAAGACUCGUGUGCUAUGGAGAAAAUCACCCAGAAACAGCCGACAGCUACGACACAGUAGGAUGCGUUCAACUUGGUAUGAAAGACUUUUCGUCUGCACUUGAAUCACACCAGCGUGCACUGGACAUAAGACUAAUGCUCUUUGGAGAAAAUCACCCAAAAACAGCCGACAGCUACGACGCAGUAGGAUGCGUUCAACUUGGUAUGAAAGACUUUUCGUCUGCACUUGAAUCACACCAGCGUGCACUGGACAUUAGACUAAUGCUCUUUGGAGAAAAUCACCCAAAAACAGCCGACAGCUACGACGCAGUAGGAUGCGUUCAACUUGGUAUGAAAGACUUUUCGUCUGCACUUGAAUCACACCAGCGUGCACUGGACAUUAGACUAAUGCUCUUUGGAGAAAAUCACCCAAAAACAGCCGACAGCUACAACAAAAUAGGAUGCGUUCAACUAAGUAUGGAAAACUUUACGUCUGCGUUUGAAUCACAUUAG
Messenger RNA from Pocillopora meandrina, 6098 nucleotides. The record is from the annotation of a GenBank genome assembly. Lineage: Eukaryota; Metazoa; Cnidaria; Anthozoa; Scleractinia; Pocilloporidae.